Molecule: messenger RNA, 1185 nt
Organism: Dibothriocephalus latus
Lineage: Eukaryota; Metazoa; Platyhelminthes; Cestoda; Diphyllobothriidea; Diphyllobothriidae
Source: the annotation of a GenBank genome assembly
ACGAUCAUUCUGGCGUCAAAGGGGCUCUUCCUUUUGAAAAUUGACAGAGAAACCAAAAAACUUGUUAAAAGAUGGAAUGUAAGUCGUUCUUUUUCUUUACGGCAGUCCUCGCAUACUAAACCGAUAUCAGUUAUGCACAUGAACAAAACAUCGACCCGACUGGCUACUGGGUCUGGCGACUGUUGCAUCCGAAUCUGGCAUGUUGGCGAACGAGAGGGAUACGUGGCCAGUUGUAAAGCACACACAUCAAAAAUUACGUACAAUCUUCUCUUCUCGUCUGCUCUCGGUGAAGUUGACCUCAUUGUAUGGGACACUGAAAAUGGCAACAAAGUAGCCACACUUGUUGGCCACCAGGGUGCCGUAUCGGACAUAGCUUUUCCCGAAACCGGUUCUGAAUUUGUGACGUGUGGUCACGACAAAGUUUUCAUCCAGUGGUCCUCUGAGACUUUCGAAAAAGUUAAAGUUUUCCCCGUUCUCGAGAGCCUCACAAGCAUUUCUUAUCUACCGAAAGGCUCACUUGCCAAUCACCUUGGCAACUCAGCACAUGAGAAGAACUUUAUUGUUACUGGUGGCCAGUGGGGUGUUUUGCGCGUGUGGGACACCCAGCGUGGCGUCUGCACACUAGAGGUUCGUGGUCCCAGUCUCUUCUCUGAUGCCGAUAGUCUAAACCGUCUGGGUUUUGGCCUACAUUCGGUCUCCACCAUCCAGCGAUUCACUGUUCCCUGUCUUCCUAACAAUUCGGACGUCCUUAUGGUCGUGCGCCAGAGCAGUCACGUAGAGUUCUACAACGCUGCCACCCUAAAAGUCUUUAAUCAGUUCAUUGGAGAAAUUGGACCUGUUACCCAGCUGUGUCUCAUGGGUAAGGCCAGAAAUCACCUAGUUUUGGCGGAUGCCUCUUCAAACCUCAAGUUCUUCCCCUCGCCUCCGCACUGCUCUGCUGCCUCUCCCAGUGCGGCCUCUUGGACCUGUCGAUUGGUUCAGGGUCCUCACACCAAUGUCAUCUCUGAUCUUGCCGUCUCGAGCUGUGGCCGGUGGCUCGUAUCCGGAGGCCACGACCAGUCUCUUUGCGUUUGGCAUUUAGAAGAGACCGAUAAGGAGGGCUCUAUGUCUGCCCGACUUGUCCCCCUUUUCUUCGGCAAGGAAUUUCACGACGCCCAUGUAUCCGCCGUCUGUUUCUCCAGGUAG